AUGAUGGGAAAAGGCUCCUCCAAGACCAGCACCAAGGUGCUCCCGCUCAUCCCGCUCGCGCCGCCGCUCGCCGUCCUCCCGGGCACAACCCUCAAGAUCCCCAUCACCAACCGCUCCGAUGUCGCCGCCAUCCUCGCCAAGAUAUACAGCAUUAGCCCUACCGCGAAGCCCGACGCGGCUAUCACGGUCGCCUGCGUGCCGCUGAAGUCCAACACGCUGGGCCCGGACGGCCAGCUGCUGAUCGACGAUGGCCAUCAGGGGGACAAGACGGCGUUUGAGAGCGAUCCCAUGCAGGCGACGAAGAAAGACAUCUAUGGCUAUGCUUGCAUCGCCAAGGUCAGCGGUGUCCAAGGACGGCGGCAGGGCGAUCUGAGCCUGGUGGUCGAGGGCCUGGAGAGGGUGCAGGUCGUCGAUGUCGUCCAGGAGAGGCCGUACUUUGAGGGAGAGCUUAUGGCCGUCGACGAGUACAUCGACAUCGCGAGUGCAGACCUCCUGAACCAGUUCAACCUCCUCAAGCAGCUGUCGCGCGAGCUGCUCGCCCUCGUCCGCCUCUCCGCCAUUCUACCGCGCACGCCACAAGUCACCCUCUCGCCCAUUGUCGCGCGGAGACUCGAGAUGUACAUCACAAGGAAAGACCUGUCAGAGGCUGGCGCGCUGGCCGACUUCAUGGCCAACGUGGUGGAAAGUACACACGAGGAGACGCUGCGCGUUCUGGCAGCGGUAGACGUCAAGGAGAGAGUGGACAGGGUCAUCGAGAUCCUCCAGCGCCAGAUCGGCAGCAUCCAAGGCAACACACGCAUGACUGUCACGACAACACAGACGCAGGGCGGCAGCUUGGACAUGGAGACACUGCGACGACUGCAGCAGGAAGCCCUGACAAGAAGAGGAAAGAUGGGUGGCGGUCUCCCAGCCGGAUUUCCUGGAGGCUUCCCAGGCGGUGGGCAGCAACAGGCCGGUGAAGAAGAGCCCAACGAGAUUGACGAGCUGAAGAAGAGGCUCCAAGAUGCCAAGUUGUCUCCAGAUGCUGACAAGGCGGCUCAGCGCGAGCUGUCGAGGCUGCAGAAGAUGAACCCCGCCCAAGCAGAAUACCAGGUCUGCAGGAACUACCUCGAGAACCUCGCCGAAAUCCCUUGGACCAAAACGACAGUCGAUCAACUCGAUGCCACUACACUGGUCAGGGCAAAGAAGCAGCUCGACGGCGAUCACUAUGGUCUUGAGAAGAUCAAGAAGAGACUACUUGAGUAUCUGGCAGUGCUCAAGCUCAAGGAGCAGGCAAACAGGACCAUCGACGAUCAGAUCCGCGCUCUCGCCGAUACACCAGAGGGAGAUGACGAGGCCAAGGAACAAGACCCCGAAGACAAGGUUGCAAAGGAACCAUCCGAGGCUGAGCUGCGGCUGUUGGAGAAGAAGCGCAUGGUCGACAAGUCGCCAAUCCUGCUGCUCGUCGGGCCGCCAGGAACAGGAAAGACUUCGUUGGCCAAGUCAGUUGCUACCGCACUUGGUCGCAAGUUCCAUCGCAUCUCACUUGGUGGUGUGCGCGAUGAGGCAGAGAUCCGCGGCCACCGUAGGACCUAUGUCGCUGCUAUGCCUGGUCUCAUCGUCAGCGGACUGAAGAAGGUCGGCGUUGCAAACCCAGUCUUCCUGCUCGACGAAAUCGACAAGCUAGGCAUGUCGAACCACAAUGGCGACCCCGGUGCAGCCAUGCUCGAGGUGCUCGAUCCAGAGCAGAACCAUACCUUCACAGACCACUACGUUAACAUUCCUAUUGACCUUUCCAAGGUGCUCUUCAUCGCCACCGCCAACUCGCUCGAUACCAUUCCCCCACCGCUCCUCGAUCGUAUGGAAACCAUCCAGCUCUCCGGUUACACUACACUCGAGAAGAGGCACAUCGCAUCAAGACAUUUGAUCCCGAAGCAGAUCACCAGCAAUGGUCUCCACCAUGAGAACCUCAACAUCCCGACCGACGUGCUCGACAAGAUCAUUACAUCCUACACACGCGAGUCCGGUGUGCGAAAUCUCGAACGCGAGAUCGGCUCCGUCUGUCGUUCCAAAGCCGUCGAAUACGCCACGGCGAAAGACACAAAUACUCUCGCCGCGUACUCCCCUGUUGUCACAUUGGAAGAUCUCGAUACCACGCUCGGCAUCGAGAAGUUCGCCGAAGAGCUCACUGAGCAAUCUUCACGUCCAGGUGUCAUCACAGGGCUAGUCGCAUAUAGCACCGGCGGCCAAGGCUCCAUUCUGUUCAUCGAGAUUGCAGAUAUGCCCGGCUCAGGCCGCGUUCAGCUCACCGGCAAGCUGGGCGACGUACUCAAGGAGAGUGUAGAGGUAGCUUUGACUUGGGUCAAGGCUCAUGCAUUUGAUCUCGGUCUGAGUGCAAGCCACGACGAAGACAUUAUGAAGAGUCGUAGCAUCCACGUCCACUGCCCUUCUGGUGCUAUUCCUAAAGACGGUCCCAGUGCCGGUCUUGCGCACACCAUCGGCCUCAUCUCCCUCUUCUCUAACCAGCCUGUUCCGCCUACACUGGCCAUGACUGGUGAAAUCUCUCUUCGCGGAAGGGUACUGCCUGUCGGUGGUAUCAAAGAGAAGCUGAUUGGAGCGCUGAGGGCAGGCGUCGAAAGAGUGCUCCUACCCGAGGGCAACAGAAAGGAUGCAAGGGAUCUACCGUUGGAAGUUACCCAGGGUCUCAAGAUUGAGUUUGUAGGCCACAUCUGGGAGGCCUUGGGCAAGGUUUGGCCCGAGAGAUGGGAGGGCGAAGACGGAAGGAGGGGAUGGGAGAGCAGAUUGUAG
This is a messenger RNA of Alternaria infectoria, 2787 nucleotides long. RefSeq lists its product as uncharacterized. Gene Ontology annotation, molecular function: ATP-dependent peptidase activity; serine-type endopeptidase activity; ATP binding. Gene Ontology annotation, cellular component: peroxisomal matrix. Bases 1 to 2787 code for a protein of 928 amino acids. The transcript is spliced from 2 exons. The record is from RefSeq and is a predicted model, not a curated record. Lineage: Eukaryota; Fungi; Ascomycota; Dothideomycetes; Pleosporales; Pleosporaceae. Gene Ontology annotation, biological process: protein catabolic process; protein quality control for misfolded or incompletely synthesized proteins; protein targeting to peroxisome.